Molecule: messenger RNA, 633 nt
Organism: Oldenlandia corymbosa var. corymbosa
Lineage: Eukaryota; Viridiplantae; Streptophyta; Magnoliopsida; Gentianales; Rubiaceae
Source: the annotation of a GenBank genome assembly
GUGCUAUAUAUAUAUAUAUAGAGAGAGAGAGAGAGAGUUUAAUUACAAUGUCAACUGCUUCAUCAUCAAAGGAGACGAUCGUCUUAAGAUCAUGCGACGGGGAGGAGUUUAAGGUCGGAAAAUCCGUAGCAGCCGGAUCCAAAACAAUCAAGCACAUGAUCGAAGACGAUUGUGUUAGCGAAACCAUCCCUGUCCCAAAUGUCACCGGCGAAAUUCUGUCCAAAGUCGUCGGAUAUCUCAAUCGCCACCACCAUGCUAGCGUGAUUAUCAGCGAGGCGGCGGAGGAUGAUACGAAAAUAGAGGAAGAGGAAGCCUUGGAGGAUUUCGAUUCAGAAUUUGUGAAAGUUGAUAGAAAAACUCUUUAUGACUUGAUCAUGGCCGCAAAUUAUCUGGAUAUCAACGAUUUGUUGGAUUUGACUUGCAAAAGUGUGGCUGACAUUAUCAAAAGCCAUAACAACGUCGAUGACAUUCGCGCGGAUCUCAACUUUUAAGGAUAAAUUCACCCCUCCAGAUGAAGAAUAGACAAAGAACUCGACGAGAAUAGGGUGACAAAUUUUGCGUGAAAUUUUUACAUUAUUAGUUUGUUUGAUUUUUUGGCGAUUUAGUUUGUACUCUUUUACAUUAUUAUUAUUA